CGGAUGCAGUAUCUGUUCAUCGCCGAACUAGCUGGAGAGGCGGAGCGGUAUGAGGAUGUAACCACCCAAAUCAAACUCAUCGUCCAACACUUUGGUGCCCAACUGACGCUCGAUGAGCGCAACCUCCUUUCUGUCGCGUACAAGAACAUCACCAACAAUCUGAGGAAUAGUUGGCGCAUCGUUGAUACUGUGGAGAAGAUGGAGGCGACCCGGAAGGGAGGGAAGGCACAGCUCAUACGUCGGCAACGAGGGAAGAUCGAGGCAGAGCUGGAGCGCGUGUGUAAGGAUAUCGUUGGGCUUUUGGAGGGAAAGUUGGUGCGUGGGGCCAAGGCAGGAGAGGAAAGAGUGUUUUAUCUCAAGAUGAAGGGCGACUAUUAUCGAUACUUGGCAGAGUUCGCAGGACAGAAAGAGGCAAGGAACAAAUACGCUGAAGAGUCACUGUCGGCGUACAAGCUGGCCUACAUGCAUGCACUCUCCGUGCUGGAACCUACCCAUCCAACACGGCUUGGACUCGCCUUGAACUUUUCUGUCUUUUACCAUGAUGUAAAACAGAGUCCAGAACGGGCUUGUCAUCUUGCCAAGAGCGCUUUGGAUGAUGCUGUGUCGUCGUUCAAUGAAGAAACGGUGAUGAGUGCGACUAUGCGGGAUUCACUCAUGAUCCUCCAGCUGCUGAGGGAUGAUCUAGUGCUGUGGUCGGCGGAGAUGAUGAAUGCACCGUAGGCUGCUUUGCUUCAUCAUGAUAAAUCUCAUUCUGGGUUAGUCGCUCGCAUGUAUUGCUUUCAUUUGUUGCAUUCACUGUCCAAAAUAUAUUGCAUUGUAUCAUUCUGAAUCUUAGCUUCAAGGUCGAAGCUAGUGCCUUGGACCAAAAUGUACCAAUGGAGCUUAUAGUUAUUCACAGUUUAGACCAAGGAGUUAGUACAAAUUCACUUUUAUAGACACGUAUGUAAGGUCUGGAACAAGUCUUGGUUUCGUCC
Messenger RNA from Guyanagaster necrorhizus, 974 nucleotides. Its product is annotated as 14-3-3-like protein. The record is from RefSeq and is a predicted model, not a curated record. Lineage: Eukaryota; Fungi; Basidiomycota; Agaricomycetes; Agaricales; Physalacriaceae. The transcript has 4 exons. Bases 4 to 720 code for a protein of 238 amino acids.